AUACCUCUUAUUAGAUCAUAGCAACUUUCUCUCACCUGACAGGUAACUUUUAGCCUAAACGCUGGAUUGCAACACGACAAAACGCGCGACAAAAACCCAGUUUAACGAAGUUUCGACGAUGUGAAUCGACUAAAAGUAUGAAUGUGGACUUUUCAGGGAAAAUUACAGGAUUGCGGUCCUCGAAAAUGGCUUCCUUGAGCAGGAGGAGUAGUUACAAAUAGUGAGGCUCUUGUUUGUGCAACUGGAUAUUGACUAAAUAAAAUACUUUCAAAAUGGCUGGCCAAGGUGGCUUCGCUGUGGAUUUGAAUGAUAUGGUGGCUUUUUCAUCUGAUGAUUCAAAUGCAAAGCCUAAAGUGGCAGAAGGUAAAAAGCCGCAAGACAGUGACACCAGUGCGGAGGAGAGAAGGGAGAGUACAGAUGAAGAUGAUGGUGAGGAGGAAGACAUGAUAAGCUCUGCUCUUUUGGAGGCAGCCACUUUACCAUGGCCUGGAGGCAAAGAUAAGAAGGUGCUGUUGGACCAGGAGGAUGAUGGGCUUGAGGAAAAGGACGCUACGAUAAGCCAGGGAGGAAGUCAGGACCUAUCAGAGAAGGGAAGCCAACCGAAGGGUGAUGUGAGGAGCAAAGCAAAGUGGAGAGAGAGCAUGCCUGAGGGUGAUAGGUGGAGGGACGAUGAGAUUGAGCUACGGAAGAAUGACAAUGGGGACGGCUCACUUGCAGAUGAUGAGGAUAAGAAGUGCAUUCAUUCUCUGGAUUUAACUCCACGUGUCACGAUUGUGUGUCCAACCACCAAGGAGCUCCCUGAAGAAAACCAGUACAGGGAGGAGGUGGAGAGAGAGCUGCAGAGGGAGCACGACACUGAUCCACAAUUGUACCCCGGGUGGGAAGAUCUGGAUGACAAGUACUACACGCAGGAACACAUCUGCAGCGAGAAGCUGAGGCUGGUUUUAGCCACGGCGGCCGCAGCGCUUGUCUUCCCCCUGCUGGUGUGGGGUGGAUAUGCUCUGCUUCCUUUUGACUCCCCACAGCUGGAGAGCUCCACCCUCAGACUGCUGUACACACUCCGCUGCGCCUGUUUUGCCAUCAUUCCCAUCAUGCUCGGUGUGGUGGUCCAGGGAAUCGCGCGGUUGCGCUUCAGCGCCAACAAACCCCUCUUUCAGAGCUAUCUUGUGAACAAGGAAGUGCUGGUUCACUGGCACUACGUCAACGAAUCGCUGUCUCUCUUCCUCUUCUACUUCCUGCAACUUGCUGUCAUGGCAACCUACAUAAGCCAGGACCUGGUUAAACUGGUGCCGCUGCUCGCCAUCAUAUUUGUUUUUGGCAGGCUCAUCUACUGGCUCUGCCUUGCUCUGGACAGCUGCAUCAGAGGCUUCGGCUUCGGCUUCUCCUUCUUCCCCAUGCUGGUAAUGCUGGGCGCCAACCUCUACUACGUGUGCUCGUCGGUCGGACAGGGCUCAAUCUUCAACGUGGCGCCGCCCGCGACAGAUCCUCCGCCCACACUGCGAUGGUGGUUUUAAAAGAGGCGCCGUCCAAAACGUGAUGGAUGGACGAUCAGAUAGAUAGAUGGGACAAAACAGAACAACCGAUGGAUGGAUGGAGCAUGGAGGUCAGUCAAUGCUAUCAAUUCCUUCAUCCUCCAGAACCUGUCCUCAAACUCUUGCCGCAUGAGGCUGGGCAUCAUUAUGCACCAUUAGGAACCCAGGACCCACUGGAUCAGCGAAGGGUCUCACAACGGGUCUAAGAAUUUCAUCCUGAUGCCUAAAGGCACCGUGGUGUACAGGUCUGUCCAUGGAUGUGCCUUCUCAGACCAACGCUGACACAACACCAAACUGAUCAUGCUGCACCAUGUUGCAGGCAGCAGGAUGUUCACUGCAGCUUCUCCAGACCUCAGAGUAAACCUGCCCUCAUCUGUGAAAAAAACAGGGCCAUUGCCAGUCGAGCUUCAUGGUGCCGGGCAGUGAGAACAGGCCCUACUAGAGGACGUCGGACGACAUUCACGCCAGUGGCCCGCUGCAGGUCAAUUUGUAGGUCUCUGGAAGUUCAAAUUCGGUUCCUCCUUGCAAAAAGAAGCAUCUACUAGUCCUGCUGAUGGGUUGAAGACCUCCAACAGCCCUGUCCAGCUCUCCCAGAGUAACUGCCUGUCUCCUGGAUUCUCCUCCAUGCCCUUCAGACUGUGCUGGGAGACACAGCAAACCUUCAGACAUCGGCACGUAUGUGGAGUUGGACUGUGUCUGUAGGGUCCAGGUGCGUCUCCAUGCUACCAGUAGUGACAGUGACCCUGGUGCAAAACUACUGAAAAGCUGUCAGACAAAAUAAGGAGGGAAAAAUGUCUAACCUCCACCUGCUAAACUAUUCCUGUUUUUGGGGGUUGGACCUGUUGUUAAUUUAAAUAACGCCAAAACAACUGACACUCAUUACCAACCUCCUCUACUACCGAACUGACUAGAUCAAUAAUCCAGAAGUUUGAUUAGCUUGAUAUUAUUAAAAAGUGUCCCUUUGAUUCUUUA
This is a messenger RNA of Girardinichthys multiradiatus, 2504 nucleotides long. Its product is annotated as transmembrane protein 79-like. Bases 273 to 1514 code for a protein of 413 amino acids. Gene Ontology annotation, biological process: regulated exocytosis. The transcript is spliced from 6 exons. Lineage: Eukaryota; Metazoa; Chordata; Actinopteri; Cyprinodontiformes; Goodeidae. The record is from RefSeq and is a predicted model, not a curated record. Gene Ontology annotation, cellular component: lysosomal membrane; trans-Golgi network membrane.